Phytophthora nicotianae INRA-310 is the source of this 1017-nucleotide messenger RNA. RefSeq lists its product as hypothetical. Gene Ontology annotation, molecular function: protein binding. The transcript is spliced from 2 exons. The record is from RefSeq and is a predicted model, not a curated record. Bases 1 to 1017 code for a protein of 338 amino acids. Lineage: Eukaryota; Oomycota; Peronosporomycetes; Peronosporales; Peronosporaceae. Gene Ontology annotation, cellular component: nucleus; cytoplasm.
AUGGAGGCUGCUCGAUUGGGGCACAUUGAUAUUCUAACGUUUCUACUGACGAGUGGAGCAUCUGCAAACGUGAUAAAUUUUGAGGGUCGCAAAGCUCCAUCUUGCAGUGCUUCGUCAGCAGAUCCAAGCCGUAAAGUUCUGCUUGCUUUUGAUGCAAACGUCGAAUUGGGCGAUGUCAAUGGACAAGCACCGCUUAUGGUGUCCGUCAAGCUUGGUUCUGUCGAGGUGGCCAAACUUUUGAUCGAAAGCUCUCCGAAUUCCAGUCACGCAAUGAACAAGGAAGGAGACAAUGUGCUGGGCAUCGUAGCCUAUAACGGACAAUUGGAAAUCGUUCGAUUGCUACUUAACUGUGAUCUUAAAGUAAAUUUGAGUAACGGGGGAGCUACAACACCGCUCAUGUUAGCGGCAGCACAAGGCCAUGCGGAGAUCAUCAACGCUCUACUAGACAACGGGGCUUGGAACGGCCAUACUGCGUUGACGUUUGCAGCUGAAAGCGGACAGGUGGAGGCAGCUGGGGUGUUACUAGAGGGAGGAGCUCAAAUAAAUACGCGUGGUGUUGACUUGGCGCCUUUGACGCCCGCGGUACAGAGGGAUCAUGUGGAAAUGAUAAAGCUUUUGCUAGUGCAUAGUGCAAAUGUGAACUUAAGGGACAGUGAUGGAGACUCUGCACUGCAUGAAGCAGUGUACAGUCGGUCAAGUUUGGGUAUUGACCUGGAUGCACAGAACGAGAGUGGCUGGACGCCUUCGAUGGCCGCAGCUCAACGAGACUUGGUGGAAAUCUUUGAUUUAUCGCUUCAGACGAAGGCGUUGGUAAAGAAAAGGAUGACAGAUGGACGUUUAGCGCUACAGAUUGCUGCAGAUGAAGGGAGAGUGGACAUGAUUCGCUUGCUUCUUCAACAUGGUGCACGGAUCGACGUUGUCAACAAGGCAAAGUGGACUCCGUUGAUGAUGGCUGCGAGCCGCGGACACCGACAAACCGCGAAGUUUCUUGUAAAUCAAGGGGCUAGCUUGGUGUAG